Funneliformis geosporum is the source of this 711-nucleotide messenger RNA. The record is from the annotation of a GenBank genome assembly. Lineage: Eukaryota; Fungi; Glomeromycota; Glomeromycetes; Glomerales; Glomeraceae.
AUGAAAAGAACGCUUCGUAGUUCAUUAAGAAGUAGCAACAAACAAUUAAAAAAACAAUCAGAUACAUCGAUACCUCCACCACAAUCACCUCCGCAAACUCCAGAAACUGAAAAUAAAAAUUUUUUUGAUACGUCAACAGCAGGUACGACUUUAAAUUCUGAAACUGAUACGGUAACUGAAGGAUAUAAUGAUUACGAUCUAGAAAAAACCAAUGAAACCAAUAAACAAGCUAAAUACAUUGAAAAGGAUUUAGCAAGUGUUAAUGAGCGAGGUAAGGUAAAUAAAGAAAAAGACAAGGCAGUGAUAGUCUCAGACAACAAAAUGGUAAAGAAUAAAGAUAUAAUUAACGUAGAUGAAUCAAAAUUAUUAUUACAAGGUAUAAUAGUAGAAACCGAGGAUAAAUCAUUAUCAAUCUCUUUGGAUACUGAAAGGAAAUGUUUUAGUUUAACAGUAAAAUCGAAUGUACAUAAAGUUAAAAUUUUACCAAAAUUAAAAACAAAGUUGGUUCGAUUAAUUAUAAAUCAUCAAGGUAGAUCAAUAAAUCAUACGAAUUAUCAUAAUCCUUAUUUAAUACUUUUAAAAGAUGGGUUAAACCAUAUUGAGAUUUUGGCGAAAGAAUUAGAAUCAAGUGUAGAUGAUCGAGAAUUUGGUACCUUUAACGGAGAUUGGAGAUUUGAAGAUAAAUAUUCCCUUUUUAUCACGAAAUUGUGA